Cololabis saira (Pacific saury) is the source of this 1646-nucleotide messenger RNA. RefSeq names its product V-set and immunoglobulin domain containing 10 (gene vsig10). The record is from RefSeq and is a predicted model, not a curated record. Gene Ontology annotation, molecular function: cell adhesion molecule binding. The coding region runs from base 137 to 1441 and encodes 434 amino acids. Lineage: Eukaryota; Metazoa; Chordata; Actinopteri; Beloniformes; Belonidae. Gene Ontology annotation, biological process: cell-cell adhesion. Gene Ontology annotation, cellular component: cell-cell junction. The transcript is spliced from 8 exons.
ACCAGCGUGCUCGUGUAAACAAAGCGCGUCCGCCAGAACCCGCGCAGGUUCAUCAUGUCUCAGGUGGAUAAUUCUGACAGGUUGUUUAGUCUGCUUCACCUUCCUCGCCUUCUCAAGGCGAUGUAAGAGCUUCACCAUGACUGUUCUGGCAGCUUUGGGACUUCUCCACCUGUGUGUGUCCGCAGGUGCGUCGAGACCGGUGAGGAACCCAGGUGGACCAGGUGACGUGUCUGCAUCCAUCAGCGCCUCCACCACGCUGCCCAACGGGACGGCCGUGGCCUACCGCGGCUCGUCCGUGUCCCUCCGCUGCUCCGCCGCGUCCUCCCCGUCUCAGCGGCUGACCUGGACCUUCGCGGGGGCCUCGUCCAGCAACGGCUCGCUGGCGUCCAGCUCGGGCCCCUCGCUGGACUUCAGGAUGGACCAGGUCCAGCCCAACGCUCAGGGAGUCUACAGCUGCGUGGCCGCCAACGCCGUCUCCAACCAGACGGCCAACAGCAGCGCGGAGCUGCUGGUGUACUAUGUCCCCGACGGCCACCCCGAGUGCAUGUGGGUGCCAUCUGUAAACUACUCCCACGUCCAGCUCGUCUGCUCCUGGUCCGGAGCGUACCCCGCCCCGGAGCUGCGCUGGAGGGAUGAGGCCCAGGACCCGGCCCAGGACCCGGCCCAGGUGGCCGACAGCCUGUCCCUGACCCUCAACGCCUCCCUGCUGUCCGACGGCCAGACCGUGAGGUGCACGGGCCGGCACCAGCUGCUCGGCCCGGGGGAGGAGAGGACCUGUUCGUUUACCUUCAGGUCCCCGUACCCCGAGGGCGAGCCCCUGGCCACAGCUCUGGAGGCCACCAGCGUCACCCUGACCUGCAGAGAGGUCUCGUCCGUCCCACCGGCCGACACCACGUGGAGAAGAGGGCAGCAGCAGGACGUCAUCGUGCCCGGGUCCAAGUACGUCCUGUCGGAGGACGGCCCCGCCCUCAAGCUGACCAUCCUCAACGUCAGCCAGGAUGACCAGGGCGUGUAUUUCUGCCGCAGCCAAAACGCCCUCGCCGUCCGCGAGCUGGAGGUCUACCUCACAGUGAAAACGUCCUCUGCGUACACGGGAGCAGCGAUCGGACUCUUCAUCGCGGCUCUGAUCGCUGCCUUGGCCGUGGUCGUGGCCAAAACCCUUUACGCCAGCCGACACCGAAUCUGCUUGGGAGGAGGCUUCGAGCAGAUCGAGGAGGACCGGGCCGAGGUGCUGAGUCUGGUGGACUCGGAUGACGAGCAGCUCUUUCAGGACGCCGUCCCCCAGCUGCCGCCCGUGACCCCCGACCCCCAGACCACGCUGGUCCAGAUACAUCGGAUCCCGUCAAGCGAUCACGAGGAUGCGGAGACGGCCGAGGCGAGCUGGCAGCAGCUGGAGGACACAGAGCAGACGGACGAGCCGGAGGAUCUCGUAACAUUUUAGGUGCCGGGUAUUUUUGGAUCAAUGUGAUAUUGUUUUUUUAAGUAAAUACAUUUUAAUCCCAAUGACAAUGUGAACUGAAUUGGUGGAAGACACUUAUACAAAAAAAGAAAAGAACAACCUCUGUUACUUUUUUAAAGGGCAUUCUGAACAUUGUACAGCAUUUUGAAUGUAAGAAAUUCAUGAAAUAAAUGUCUUUGGAAACAAA